AUGCAAUUGUGCAGUUGUAUUUCUACCUAAGAUGAAAAUGAAAAUCUCUCAUCUGGUUAGAGUUUGUAAAACAUUUACUUAUAAUAAUAUAGUGAUUAAAUUGAAAGUGAAAAUAAAUUAAAAAUUGUAAAUAAGAACAAAAAUUAAAUCCCUUAUAUUGUAAAAGUGAAGACAGAAGUAUAAAUAAAUUAUUAUAAAUUUUAGAUCUGUAAAUAUUGGUCAAUAGAAGGAUAUUGUCCUUAUGGAAUAUAGGUAUAUAGAAAAAUAAUAAUAAUAGUGUACAUUUGCUCAUGAAAAAUAUGAAAUGAGAUAAAAAAUACAUGUGCCUCAUAAUUACAAAACAUAAAUUUGUAAAAAUUAUACAAUGAUUGGGUAAAAAUUGAGAAAGAAAUUUAGUUAUUGUAAUUAUGGUGAAAGAUGCUAAUUUAAACAUCCUGAAAAAAAAUAAAAUAAACUUCCUUGUAUUACUUAUUAAAAUGUUUUAAAUAACAUUAGAAACAAUUUCUUUUAAUAAAAGUAUUAGAAUUUGUUCUAUUUUUCGAGCCUUAUAAAAAAUUAAAAAAGGAGUAAAGGUUUGCCUUUUAAAAUUUGA
This is a messenger RNA of Paramecium primaurelia, 592 nucleotides long. NCBI's taxonomy places the organism in Eukaryota, Ciliophora, Oligohymenophorea, Peniculida, Parameciidae. The record is from the annotation of a GenBank genome assembly.